Molecule: messenger RNA, 1112 nt
Organism: Schistosoma curassoni
Lineage: Eukaryota; Metazoa; Platyhelminthes; Trematoda; Strigeidida; Schistosomatidae
Source: the annotation of a GenBank genome assembly
AUUGCAUCCUAAACACCAUUGGUCACCACCUUAAAUACUUACGUAGGCGCAUAUUACGAACGCUUGCGUCAUCCGUCUCUGUGAUGACAGUCCAUGUUACGCAAUACUUGUCGUUCCCUUGGGAAUUUGUUACCUCACUGUUUUGGAAACGAUAUCCUAAUCCCCAUGCAAAGCACGUCUUGUCCGAGGAUGUUUUAGAAAGAUAUCUCCUAUCAGAUGGAAGGUUAUACACUAAACGGUUGUUAACUAAGAAAAUAUCAAAGAGGAUACCAUUUUGGUUGCUCAAGUUUUUUCCCAAAGGUCAAGUGUCGGUUGUUGAAGAAUCCAUUAUCGACGUUAAUCGUCAACGUGUCGAUGUCGUCUCCAAGAAUUUCGGUGUUUAUAAAAAGUACCUGCUUGUAGGAGAGUACUGCUCGUUGGUACCAUCAGACGAUUAUUCCGUAACAAAAAUUUCACGCAUACUUUCACUUGAAUCCAAUCUAAAAGGCAUUUUACGUUCAGCUCUCAUGAAAACAUCUCAAACCUACUAUAAUUCCUCAUAUAAGGAUACUUAUUUGGGUUAUAUGUAUCUUUGUAAUACGUAUAGUAACAUAUACAGUUCGAAAGAACGACAGUCACCAACAAAUGAUGUACCAAAAAGUUCUGUCAGAACGUUCAGUACAAAUGAAACACAAGAAUACACUUCGUCGAAACUACCACGAGUAGUCAUGGCAGAUUCCGGAUAAAUUAAGUGACACAAAUUGGGCCAUCAUUUCUUCAUACUCUUUUGUGUAGUAUUAUUUUGUACUUAGGAUUUAUUGUUUCCUUUCUCCAACUAUGAUCACGCUAGAGAAUACCUUCCUUUCCCACUUGUAUGAGUACGAACGUUUACUAAUUGACAAUUCACCACUUCAUAAUUUAGAAAUUAAAUCAAAUAUCUAUGGUUUUCCUUUCAUUUCAGCGUUUGAUUUCUUCGUUUUCAGUUUGUUUAAUUACAUUAUUGGGUUCUAACAGUGAUAAACUCUUGAUGUGCGUUUUAUAUAACAGAUAAAAAUACAUGCAUCAUUUCAUGUACUGAAAUAAAGCAAAGUAAGAGAUUUUACAGUUCAGAGUGUAAACUGUAUCGAAAGGAG